CGAUUCAGUUCAGUUUUCAGCAGUUUUCACUUUUCAUACCCUUCAACAUUCCAAUUUUUAUUAAACCAAUCUCAAGAUACGAGAUUGUUAGAACAUCAAUCUUUCAUUGGCUUUCCUAUUUUGCGAUUGAUGGAUUCAAAGCCAUUUAUAAUCGAUAUAAGUUCGGACGAUGAUAAUGAUUGCAGAGAUAUGAGAGGAGAAGAAAUGGAUGAUGAUUGUGUGAUUUUAGAUGGAGAUCCAGAUAAGCCAGUUUUUGUUGAUAACCAUUCAUCUAUUCUUGAUUCAGAUGAUUUGCUUCUUCUUGGAGUAAAGGGUCAGAUUGCUUGCAGAGAUUUUCCUCAUCCUCGCCACCUCUGUGCCAACUAUAAUUUUGCCAGCACUCCACAUUCUAAACAUUGUAGCCAGUGUUACUGUUAUGUUUGUGAUGCAACUGCACCAUGUCUCCAUUGGGGAAAUGGCAACAACUUGGUUGAUGACCAUUGUAAUGCCACUGAUGAGCCUUAUUGGAGGUUUCAAAGAGACAAGCAGCGAGUUAAAGCUUCACAUCAAGAUCCUAAAAUAAUAAACUUCUUUUCCAAGCUGGAGACAAGCAAAGCCUGACCCCCCUUUACUUUGAAAGAUGUACCAUUUUGUGCUUCUAAUAGGAUAUUUAAUAACAAUCAAACCAACUAAUCAGUGAUGCAUUUAUUUGGUUGUAUUUGUUAUUAUUAUAACAUGAGUUUGACUUGGAUGUGGAUGUCUCCAUAGUACUUUGAUGUAUAACAAUGA
Molecule: messenger RNA, 768 nt
Organism: Impatiens glandulifera
Lineage: Eukaryota; Viridiplantae; Streptophyta; Magnoliopsida; Ericales; Balsaminaceae
Exons: 3
Coding region: 130-600 (156 amino acids)
Source: RefSeq, a predicted model, not a curated record